AUGCAGCGCGCAUCCGUUUGCCCACAUACGCCUCCGCCAACGCCUCUGAAACAACCCUUUGCACCUUUCACACCUCACUCCUCACUGCCCCGCCACAAUUCCUCUGCCCGCUCAAAACCAUCCCCCCUUAAAGUCGUCGUAGCUCCGUCCCUUUCUUCCCUAUUCUCUACUCGCCCGGCCCUUCGCUUUGUUGCGCCUCCCUUUAGCCAGGCAUGGCCCGAGCUGCGUGUCUGGGUGUUGACACACCCAUCCUUUGCCUUCCCCCGGCUACAGGCCAACUGCCAGAAGAAGGAGGUGUCGUCGUCUCCUCCCCAGCUACACCCUAUCGGAAGCCCAUCGAACAUGCAGGCCACUCUUACCAACAACAGCUCAUCCGUACCUACGCCCUCAACGCACCCGAAGAGCUCCUCCAUCCAGCUGACUCUAACAAAAACAAGCAAGCAAAGAGCGCCCCCACUUUGCGAGCCAAGGAUACCGAUGCCGCCAAGUCCCUCGCCUCCAAGAUGGCAGUCGGCAGCGACGAUCUUUAUGAGCUUCUCGAGCUCGGAGAGAAGAGGUGGCACGCCACUGCUGACGAUAUCAAGAAGAGUUUUCGCAGGAUUAGUUUAA
Messenger RNA from Chondrus crispus (carragheen), 609 nucleotides. RefSeq lists its product as hypothetical. The transcript has a single exon. The coding region runs from base 1 to 609 and encodes 202 amino acids. NCBI's taxonomy places the organism in Eukaryota, Rhodophyta, Florideophyceae, Gigartinales, Gigartinaceae. The record is from RefSeq and is a predicted model, not a curated record.